This is a messenger RNA of Loxodonta africana (African savanna elephant), 4256 nucleotides long. It is a transcript of the gene IZUMO1, whose product is annotated as izumo sperm-oocyte fusion 1. Gene Ontology annotation, molecular function: signaling receptor binding; protein binding involved in heterotypic cell-cell adhesion. Bases 2799 to 3722 code for a protein of 307 amino acids. Gene Ontology annotation, biological process: fusion of sperm to egg plasma membrane involved in single fertilization; heterotypic cell-cell adhesion; sperm-egg recognition. The record is from RefSeq and is a predicted model, not a curated record. Gene Ontology annotation, cellular component: acrosomal membrane; plasma membrane. Lineage: Eukaryota; Metazoa; Chordata; Mammalia; Proboscidea; Elephantidae. The transcript has 8 exons.
UGGCAAUGGGUUUGGUUUUUCAGUUUUUAGCUGGCCAAUUGUUCUGCUCACAGGCUCUGGAAAAUAUGGAGCAGCUUGUGAGCAGGGCAGGACUCUAACAGGAAAUCCACCAAGGUUUGGUUUUUUUUUUUAGCAGAUGGACACUGGGAAGGAGUAGGUUUGGGUGGGGCAUGAAAAUGGCUGCUUAAAUGAUCCAGCUUCAAGAACAGGCCUUUCCAGAUAUCCAGGGACACUAUUUUAUUUAAAGCUCAAAAACUACUAAAGGCUGAAUGGCAUACCUUGGCUCCAAGUUCAGUUUGCCUCUCACAAUUAAGGAGGUUUUCUUCUCUGCCAUUGGGCUGCUAGGGAUACUGGAACCUGUUUUCUGGCAGUCAGUGGACCAUAAACAUACUUUCUGGGCUCACAAAAAGCCACAGGUACUCUCCCCUUGCCAACAAAUGUCUGCUGGUGUGAAUUCACAGAACUAUUAGAUUUAACUUUGGGCAAGUUCGGGAUGAAAAGAUCCAAAGUUAUACGUGCUGACGUGGCGCCCAGCCCCAAACUAGGAAGGAGCACACGGUCCGGUCAAGGAGGAUGGGAUUCUGCACUCAGAUUUCUGGAGCACCUUCCUGCAUUUUUGGAGGGUGAAGGAAUAUACCUUUAUUUCAGUCAACCUCUGCUCAUGUCCCGCAUUCACCCAUCCAAGAAUUCAAGUCCCUUCUUUAUCUUAUCAGGGAGUUUUGGGGGACCAUUCCCAACUCAGCUACCACAGGUGGGAGCGAAGAGAUAUGAAUUAGAAGCCCAGAUCACCAACCUCAGUCUGCAGCUUUCUUGGAGGUGUGUGUGUAUGUGUGUGUGAGAGAGAGACAGAGAAAGGAUGAAGGUUGGGAGCUUCCGGGGACUCUAUUACCCACGAAGUCUUGGGGCGUUGCUCCUGCUCAGAUCUGGCAGCCUCUGCUGCUAGACUUACAUGACUUGCUACUAGUUGUCCCUGUUCUUCUGGUGGCCUAUUUCAAUGAGGCAGAAAGGCAAGGAGAGAGACUUUCCAGAACUCAGAGGUCUGAGCCCUCAGUUUCUUUUGCCAGAACCCUCGGUAUUGGAUUCCAAACAACGCUUCCCUCAAGGACCUUGGCAUCCAGCCCCACAGACUAGAGAGGGAAGGUGAAGAGUGAGCUGACUACAAUUCUUGAACUACAUUUCCCAUAAUGCUGUGAAGUUGGCUGAAAUGAAAGUACAACCAGAAGGUGAAUACACCACCACUGCCAGAAAGAUUGAGAACUGGAAAAUAAACUCUCUAGCUGCUCGGUUGCUGCCUGGAGAACGUGACCCCAGGGCCUUCUGGGAGUCGUAGUCCUAGGGCUAGAAACAGCCGCUCCCUGCGUUUUAUUAGCUCGACGCCAAGGUUUCAAAGAAGGCAUGUAGCCGGAAGCCUGGGUCCUGGGGCCAAGGAAGGGGAGAUGUCAGGUCCUGGGAAACAGGAGCAAGCAGAGGUCUUCCCCUCGGUAGACGACUAGAAAGCUCUUGCUUGAAAAGACGGUCGCCUCUGUGACGUCAUGACGCGAUAGGCGAGACCCAUCUUUGUUGUGGUCCAAUCAGGUUCAGAGUUGGGCUUCUGGGCGGGGCCCAGAUAUCUUGGGAAUUCCGGAUCCCGACGUGGAAAUUAAACUGGAGGCCGCGGGAGCUACUUGUAGAGAAGCGCGACCCGUGACUCAGACCCCAAUCGAAAAGCCCCAGAUACCACGCACCCUACCUCACCCUCACCCUCACCUCCGACAAAAUCCUUCAUUUUAGUCGUGGGAAAAUAAUAGAAGGACGUGGCACGGGAUUCUCUAAAAGUCCGCGGAGCCUGGACUUCGCUUUUCAGCGAACCGUAGUGUUGGCGGGCAUAACAGGGACCCAAGGUCAGGCAGCGGUUUUUGAGGGUGCAUGGGAAUUCUUCACUUCCUAAGAAUAAGGGUGCCCCCGCAAGUUGGGGGUCCCUUACUCUUGGAGAAGGGUGGACAAGGGCCCCCUGGGUUUGGAAGACCGUUUGUUGGGUGAUCAGGUUUUGGGGGCUUGGGGUGCAUUUAAUUUGAGGGAAUUUUGAAUUCGAUAAUAUCCUGGUUGGUUUUAUAUUGGCUGGUUUAUUUGGUUUGGACGGUGAGUUUUCAGCCGGAGGUGCAACAGGCUUUGGAGGUUUGGGAGGCUCUCAGUGUUGAUCCAAGGAGCUCUAGUGGCGCUAACAGUUAAGCGCUUGGCAGCAGACCAGAAGGUUGGCGGUUUGAACCCACCUAGCAGCUCCGCGGGAGAAAGGCCUGGCAAUAUGCUUUCAUAAAGAUUAUAGCCAAGAAAACCCUAUGGGGCAGUUCUAGUCUGUCACAUGAGGUCGCCAUGAAUCUAGUCGGUUCUACUGCAGGUAACAACAACAACCACAGCAAUGUCCAUCGACUUAAUGUUGGAGGUUCAGGAUGACAUCAGUUUGAGGAGUUGGUGGUCUCUGGUGUGGGUAUUGGGAAAGACUGCAUGGGAUGGGGGUUCUUCAGUUUGAGGACUGGUGAGUACCUCUUGUUUAAUAGGUCUCUCAUUUGAGAGUCAAUGAGGACCCUAAAUUUGGGGACCCCUGGAUUGACGAUUCAAUCAUAUUCCCCACUUUGGAGGUAUCUGAUGAAUAUCAUCUGUUCUGCAGUUUGGGGACUCCAUGGAUAAGGGGCUCAGUGGGGUGUACUGAAAUGUGUUUUGGCCUUUUUCCAUUUAGCGUUUGCCUCUUCGGUUUUCAGUGAGAGGACCCUCCCUGGGGCGAGAGGGAGGGGGGUCUACGCGGAUCACGCUCUCAGGCCACAAUGGGACCACAGUGCCCCCUACUGGUGGUGGCCCUGGCCAGUUGCCUGCUUCCUGCCCCUGGCUGUAUCAUCUGUGAGCCCUCGGUAGUGGCGGGGCUGAAGAGCUUGAUGACAGAUUACCUGCCUAACCACCUGCCACCGGAGGCUCAGGAAAGCCUGAUGAAAAGGGUAGAGGCCGCAGUGCGGGAUUUCAAGGAACUGCCGAAGGAUGAUGAAACCUACAUGGGGGCUGUUGAUGAGCCCACACUGCAAAAGGCAUCCUGGAGUUUUCUGAUGGAUCUGAAACGCAUCAUGGACACUGGGGUAGAAGGUGAACUCUUCAUAAAAGAGCUAUUCUGGAUGUUGCACCUGCAAAAGGAGAGCUUUGCCCAGCAGUCUGCUCAUUUCCUAAGAGAAUUUUAUUGUCCCAAUAAAUGUGGUUUGAUGUUGCAGACUCUCAUCUGGUGUAAUAACUGCGAGAAGGAGGUUCACGCUUGCCGGAAGUCCAAAGAUUGUGGGGAGCGCCAAGUCGAGGUCCAGCAAAUGGAAGACAUGAUCCUGGACUGUGAACUCAACUGGCAUCGCGCCUCUCAAGGCCUCACUGAUUACAGCUUUUACAGGGUUUGGGAGAACAAGACUGAGACCUUGGUGUCCAAGGGGAAAGAGCCCACCCUGGCCAAGCCCAUGGUGGGUCCAGAAGAUGCAGGCACCUACCGCUGCGAGCUGGGCACUGUGAAAAAGAGCCCAGCCACAAUCAUCCAUUUUCGCGUCAAAGUUUUGCCCAGAAGAAUCCAGGAGGAAGCACUGCCACAGACCACCACAGCUCCGGGUGUGAUAACCACAAUCCAUCAACCGCCCUAUCCCGACAAGAUGCUGAAACGCCAUCUCAUAUGGCUGCUGAUCUCGGGCACUGCAGUGGUGACAGCCGGCACUGCGACCGUGUGAGCCGCCUGCUGAAGGAGGCGGGGCUUGGAGUGAGGGGCGGGGCUUCCCGCCACCUGGAGCAGGAGGGAGUCUAGGAGCCACUGAGUACUGAGAGCAACACUUCAACUCGGGUGGGGCUUAGAUAAAAGAGUGGGGCUUACUUAGAAGAGGGGGUACUUGGGAGAGAGAGCCUUGGGUGAUUGCUAGAAUACAGUCAUGUUGAGGGGCUGGGAGGGGUACCCUCACUCAAGACCUAACCUGGUUCCACUAUUUGCAUAAUAUCCCAGGAUAUUUUUCCUUCGACCUCGGAAGGAACGGGAUUCCUAAAAGCCCUCCCGGUUCCGCUUUGGCAAGGGACCUGCACAACACCCUCAGGUUCCAAAUCAAAAGAUCACGGUCUCAAAGAAACAAUAAAGAUUUAUUUUGUUGUCCAAGUAUCUGACUCACUCCUCCAGACUGCUCCUAACUUUUGGUUCCCAGAGAGGAGAGGUCUGAGGAUGGUCUCCUGUCUGAGGGAGGAGGGGCUGGGCACCAGGAUGCCUGGGUCCUGGAGGG